ACGUCAACGCUGCCGUUCUAAUUCAAGGCCGUUUUAUACAAUGACUGGUGUGGAAGAAACCCCAAGAAGCCCAACCGAAGAAAAGAGUGCUUGUUGAAGCAGUCGACAGAAUCGAUAAUGGCGAUUUUCGGGGAUUUGAGGGUAGCUGCCACUCUGGCCUCUUAUCAUCAUCUUCCUCUACGAAGCUCAUUUCCCUCUUCAAAGGUACAUUUCACUGGUUUCCUGAAUGGAGGAUCAAGUGUUUCUGAAAAUUCCCCCAAAUGGAAUGGCAUUGUUCUUCGUAAUCAUAGCAUAUGCCAAUCUAAACGAUUUUCUGCUAUUUCUGGAGAUUAUAAGCUGUCGCCGAGUUCUGUUAGCCAAGGAGUUGAGAGCUUCCUCCUGGAUGCCAUAAAUAUGAGCUUCUUUGAACGUCUAAACUUGGCUUGGAAGAUAGUGUUUCCAUCUCCAAUGACAAGAAGGAGCUCCAACGCAAGGAUUGCUAAGCAGCGCUUAAAGAUGGUUCUCUUCUCAGACCGAUGUGCAGUUAGUGAUGAGGCAAAACGGAAGAUUGUGAGCAACAUUGUGCAUGCUCUGUCAGACUUUGUGGAGAUAGAAUCACAGGAUAAGGUUCAGCUGAGUGUUUCUACUGAUACAGAUCUUGGUACCAUUUACUCUGUUACUGUGCCUGUGCGGCGUGUGAAGCCAGAAUAUCUAGAUGUUUAUGAUCAUGGAACAAUAUCAAACGUUGAGUACAAGGAUACCGGGGAAAUGUCUGGUUCUGUAGAUGUUAAGUUUGAUUUCUUUGUUCCAGAUGAAUGAUCAUGUGGUCUUUGAACUGAUAAGGACAAAAGCAAUGUGUUUGACUAGUUUUAGAAGUUUGUUUUGUUAGACGUUUGAAUGUUCAGCCUGUGCAAUGACCGCACAAUUCUGUAUAUAAAUGAAAUUUCAUGUAAGAUAAUUGGAAAUUUUGCUCUGUUUUAAUUUCUAAUAUGAUUGAGUGUUUUUGUUC
Molecule: messenger RNA, 988 nt
Organism: Mangifera indica (mango)
Lineage: Eukaryota; Viridiplantae; Streptophyta; Magnoliopsida; Sapindales; Anacardiaceae
Product: cell division topological specificity factor homolog, chloroplastic
Exons: 2
Coding region: 118-798 (226 amino acids)
Biological process (GO): regulation of division septum assembly; chloroplast fission; cell division
Source: RefSeq, a predicted model, not a curated record